AUGGCGGCUUUGGAUUGGAAUGAGAUCGCCCGAGUCGCGGUCCCACCAAGUAUUCCACCGAGCACCGCUUCAGCGGCCAUCUUCGACGACGUUCAGGAACUUGUUUGGAUUGCGACUCAGGAUGGCCGUAUCGCAUCUCAUCAUGGACCAGACUUACGGAAGUAUACUUCCGUUCGUGCUCAUAUUAACGAGGGUCGAAUUCAUCAGUUACUUUCGCAUGAACGAGGCAUUCUGUCGAUAUCGAACCACAGUAUUCAUCUGAUAAGUCGCAGAGGUCCAGCGCUAUGGCAUAUUCCAAUGCCCCAGACGACAUUUCUACGAUGUAUGUGUUUCACCAAUGGCACGAGUCACCUUCUCGUGGCAAGUACCCAGCCAGGUUUUCUUGUUGUUGAUAUCGAGAAGGGAGUUGUUGUCUCCCAGCACACUGCCCGAGUCCCAUACAAGCUACUUCGUAAAGGACGACAAAUCUGUGCCGCCACCGAGCAUGGCGAGGUUGACAUUCUCGAUCCGCUCGACUAUUCGGUGCGGACGACGUUCAAAGCACAUUCGCACAUCAUCACCGACAUGGACGUCAAGGGUGAUUACUUGGUUACAUGCGGGCAAUCGACGCGGCAUAUUGGGCCGCCCAUGGUAGAUUAUCUGGCCAAGGUGUACGAUCUUGCACGCAACAUUCAGCUGUCACCAAUUCCUUUCAGCGUUGGUGCAGCGCAUGUUCGCUUGCAUCCCAAACUGCAAACGACAAGCAUUGUCCUUUCACAAACAGGGCAAAUACAGGUUUUGGACCUUAUGGACCCCCUCAAUGUCGCUCUCCGACAAGCCAACGUCCAAUUUAUUCAAAGCAUCGAGGUUUCUACUUCAGGUGAUGCACUGCUCAUCAAUGAUUCAAGCGGUAUUGUAUAUCUUUGGGGCGCCCAACCUGGAGUUCGCUUCAAUAACAUGAGCAAAGAAAUCGAAUUUGCAUCACCUCCUGAUCAGACGACUAUCCCACAAGUCGAUUGGCAGGACAGUCCGCUCAACGCGGUUGGGAUACCGUACUAUACAGAACGUCUCUUCAGCGCGUGGCCCAGUCAUAUGGUCUUCGAGGUCGGCGCACCACCAGUGCAACCGGAUCCAAACCUCGCCCAUUACUUACAACCAAUGGAGUUGGGUCAUGUUGCUCAGAAUGUCUUCCGAAAAGGUCGAAGCAAUUCGUACAUCAAUUCGUUACUGCAACUGUACCGCUUCGUUCCGCUGCUACGAAAUGUUGCUCUCCAGCAUGCAGCCACGUCUUGUGUUGAUGGGAGUUGUCUGCUGUGCGAGUUCGGAUUCCUCUUCGACAUGAUGGAGAAGGCAGCCGGUCAGAACUGUCAAGCCACGAACUUGCUUCGAACAUUUGGAUUGUCUCGGGCGGCAGCAAGCUCUAACUUGUUCGAAACGUCGGCCACUGCAGCAGGAGUGCCGCUUGGUAACAUCAUUCAGCACGUCAACAGGUUCUUUCUCAAGCAUAUGGCCGACGACUAUGCGAAGAUGAACCAGAGUCGCGAUGGCAUCGACGAGAUUCUUUCGACCAAUUUCUUCGAGGUCAUCUGCUGUAAUGUUUGUCGUAGCGAAUCAACCAAGCACUCCAGCACAUAUCUACACGAACUGAGCUACACGGUCACGGAUAUGAGAGAUCACCGACCUCGAAUGCACCGGUUCUCGCAAAUACUCAAGCAAAGCAUUGAGCGAGAGACUAAGAAUCGUGCUUGGUGUAACAGGUGUCAUCGAUAUCAGCAGCUGGCUAUUCGCAAGACUAUUCGGCAGCUGCCUUAUGUGCUCAUGAUCAAUACUGCGAUCGUGACUCCGGCAACUCGACAGAUAUGGGAAACGCCACACUUCUUGCCUCAAGAAAUCGGAAUCAUGCUUGGUGACAAAGUCAACAUCUACGAGGGUUCCGACCUCAACCUCCAUGUUCGAAACAAAGCGCCAAAUUUGCUUGUGUACGAAUUGGUUGGCUACGUUGCGGAUGUCGACACUGAUGACCGUCAGCAACCGCAUCUGGUCAGUGUCAUCAACACCGAGGUAUCGAACAAGAAGACCAAUCAAGGUCAGAAGACCUUUCCCAACUGGCACCUAUUCAAUGACUUCUUGGUGGACAGGGUGGAUCCUCGGGAGGCUACGCAUUUCAACAAGUCGUGGAAGUUGCCAUCCAUCAUUUGCUAUCAAGCCAAGACUGCUCACGGUAAGAUCGAUGACACUUGGCGGUCUGCAGUCGAUACGCAACUACUACAUCUACCGUACAGCAUGAACAACGUGCCAGCAUCCCAGAAAUGCCAUAUGCUGAGUUCGGCGGAGUCACCAAACGCUGGGAUGCACAUCGCCCUAGACACCGAAUUUGUCGAGCUUGAGAAGGCUGAGAUUGACGUCAAGGCAGAUGGAACAAGAGAAACAAUCCGACCAGCGAAGAAUGGUCUUGCAAGGGUCAGCGUGCUCCGCGGCGAAGGCGCAGCAGAAGGUCUCACGUUCAUCGACGACUACAUCACUAUUAGCGAGACGAUCGUCGAUUACAAAACGCAAUACUCCGGCAUCAGACCGGGCGACCUUGAUCCGAUCAGUUCGACGCACAAUCUAGUGCCACUGAAGGUGGCCUACAAGAAGCUCUGGAUCCUCCUCAAUCUCGGCUGCGUCUUCGUUGGCCACGGUCUGGCAUCGGACUUCCGCAAGGCCAAUAUCCACAUCCCAAAAUCACAGACCAUUGACACGCAAUACCUGUACUUCUCGCCUAGCAAGAACCGCAGGCUGAGUUUACGUUACCUUGCGUGGGCCGUAUUUGGCGAGUACAUUCAAGAAGAAACAAUGGAUGAAGCACAGAAUGUCGACGGACAUGACAGUAUCGAGGAUGCUCAUAUGGCACUAAGGCUGUGGCGGAAAUACCAGGAAUACGAGCAGAAAGGAGAGGCAGAGCAUAUGGUCGAGGAGAUCUUCCGGAAGGGCCAAAGAUUUGGAUGGAAGCCACCGCUUCGAAGUGGUGAGAGACUUCCGUUUGCAGAAGGAGGUCCAAGUAGCAAUUUUGCCAGCGGAAGGAACACGCCCGAGCCAGGCAUGGCUGGGCCGCCAGGUACCCCAGGAACGGGACCGAGAAUAUCAGCGAGUACGCUGUCGCCAUAUCGCAGUGGUAUGGGAGGGAGCUCGGAUGCUGGAAGCAGGCUUGCGGAGAGUCCAUUACGAUGA
Molecule: messenger RNA, 3189 nt
Organism: Cyphellophora attinorum
Lineage: Eukaryota; Fungi; Ascomycota; Eurotiomycetes; Chaetothyriales; Cyphellophoraceae
Product: PAB-dependent poly(A)-specific ribonuclease subunit pan2
Exons: 2
Coding region: 1-3189 (1062 amino acids)
Biological process (GO): nuclear-transcribed mRNA poly(A) tail shortening
Cellular component (GO): P-body; PAN complex
Molecular function (GO): protein binding; nucleic acid binding
Source: RefSeq, a predicted model, not a curated record